This is a messenger RNA of Micropterus salmoides (largemouth bass), 4463 nucleotides long. It is a transcript of the gene tial1, whose product is annotated as TIA1 cytotoxic granule-associated RNA binding protein-like 1. NCBI's taxonomy places the organism in Eukaryota, Metazoa, Chordata, Actinopteri, Centrarchiformes, Centrarchidae. Gene Ontology annotation, molecular function: mRNA binding; DNA binding. The transcript is spliced from 12 exons. Bases 232 to 1356 code for a protein of 374 amino acids. The record is from RefSeq and is a predicted model, not a curated record.
GCUGAAACUGUAAAAAUGGUGGCUUCUGUUACCUCCGAUCUCGCCGGGGCUCUUCACGCGCACGCACCCACGCGCUCGCUCCUAGCGUGACGUAUGCACUAGCGCCCGGUUAGCUAACUUCUAAGCUAGUUAGCUAUUUGUUGUAGUUAGUAGCGUACAUCGGAGUCGUUUAACGUUAGCUAACUACAUAGUAACUAACGUUUUCUGCCCAGGUGACUGUCGGUAUCGGCCAUGGACGACGAAAGUCACCCCAAAACCCUGUAUGUGGGGAACCUCUCAAAGGAUGUAACAGAAAUUCUGAUUCUGCAACUCUUCACCCAGAUAGGGCCUUGCAAAAGUUGUAAAAUGAUCACAGAGCACACAAGCAAUGACCCCUAUUGCUUUGUGGAGUUCUUUGAACACAGAGAUGCUGCUGCAGCCCUUGCAGCAAUGAACGGGAGGAAGAUAUUAGGAAAGGAGGUCAAAGUAAAUUGGGCCACCACUCCAAGUAGCCUGAAGAAAGACACAUCCAAUCACUUCCAUGUUUUUGUGGGUGAUUUGAGCCCUGAGAUCACCACUGAUGAUGUCAAGGCUGCAUUUGCACCUUUUGGGAAAAUUUCGGAUGCGCGUGUUGUGAAGGACAUGACGACAGGCAAAUCAAAGGGGUAUGGAUUUGUGUCCUUCUACAACAAACUGGAUGCAGAGAAUGCCAUUGUUAACAUGGGGGGACAGUGGCUUGGAGGACGCCAAAUCAGGACCAACUGGGCAACGCGUAAACCACCUGCUCCAAAGAGUGCCCAGGACAAUGGCUCAAAGCAGCUGAGGUUUGACGACGUAGUGACUCAGUCCAGUCCACAGAACUGUACCGUGUACUGUGGAGGGAUCCAGUUAGGACUAUCAGAACACCUAAUGCGACAGACCUUCUCACCGUUUGGUCAAAUAAUGGAAAUCAGAGUUUUCCCAGAGAAAGGCUACUCCUUCAUCAGGUUUUCAUCUCAUGAAAGUGCUGCCCAUGCCAUUGUUUCAGUAAAUGGCACAGCCAUUGAAGGACACAUAGUGAAGUGCUUUUGGGGCAAAGAAUCUCCUGACAUGGCAAAAAAUCCACAGCAGGUUGAGUACAGUCAGUGGGGGCAGUGGAACCAGCUCUAUGGGAAUCCACAGCAGCAGUAUGGGCAGUAUGUGACCAAUGGGUGGCAAGUUCCCUCCUACAGUAUGUACAGCCAGACGUGGAAUCAGCAAGGAUUUGGAGUAGAUCAGUCCCAGUCACCGGCCUGGAUGGGAGGCUUUGGAUCUCCAUCAGCCCAGGCUGCAGCCCCGCCUGGUCCAGUGAUGUCCAAUCUGGCUAACUUCAGCAUGGCUGGCUACCAAACACAGUGAACUUAAGUGCAAUACCAAGGGGAUUUUGUCAACUCUUUUAGACCACACUGCACUCAUCUUGACAGCUGCUGUGGUGGAAGAAGGGCAGGGGCCAUAUUCACAAAGCCUUUGUAGCAAAUAGAUGUUCCUAAACAACCAGUUUAAUAAUUAUGGUUUUAAGGGGAGUGUCCAUUUCAUUCAGAACCUUUUAAAAAUGUAUUUGAAGAUAAUUCCUAAUUCUGUUAUGGAAAAGUGCUCUUGGGCCUCUGAAGUAAAGCCAAACCAACUGUCUUUGUUUAAGUAGAUGUUAAAGGGCUUGCCAACCAUUUGAAUGUUCGACCCUUUGAAAAUCUUACCCAGAAUGUGACAAAGAGGAUUUGCAGUGUUGCAUGCUUACUGAACAGAUAUCUUAAAGCAACAUUAUGUAAGAAUUAUUUUUCUCCUCUUAGCUUCCUCCUUCAACAUCCUCCAUAGUCUCUUCAGUCUUUUCGCUUCUGCCAUUAAUUAUGUUGCCCGUCACCUGGCUCCAGCACGACACCAGUGCCGCUUUCUACCACAUAAAAAAGCUUGUGUAGUCCUAAACUAUACUCAGCAAAAAAAGCAAACAUCCUUUCACCUACAACUGCUUUUAUUUUCAGCAGACUUAACAUGUGUUAAUAUUUGUAUGAACAUAAAAAGAUUUAACAACUAAGACAUAAACUGGACAAAGGUUCACAGAUAUACGAGUAACAGAAAUGGAAAAAUGUGUCCCUGAACAAAGGGAGGGUCAAAAUCAAAAGUAACAAUCAGUAUCUGAUGUGGUCCUGUGCAGGUGUUGUCAAAUGUGGUCUUCCACUGCAAGAACAAUCAGCUGUCCUUCCUGUCUCACUUUAGUGCUUUCUUAGGCAUCUCACAGUACACACACAUUGCCCUGGCAACAUCAGCAGUCCUAAUGCCUCCUUGCAGCAUGCCUAAGGCACGUUCACGCAGAUGAGCAGGGACGCUGCGCAUCUUUUCGUGUUUUUCAGAGUCAUUUGAAAGGUCUCUUUAGUGUUCUAAGUUUUUAUAACUGUGACCUUAAUUGCCUCGUGUCUGUACGCUGUUAGUGUCUUAACGACCAUUCCACAGGUGCAUGUUCAUUGAUUGUUUAUGGUUCAUUGAACAAACAUGAAAGACAUUGCUUACACCCUUUACAAUAAAUAUCUGUUAAGUGAUUUUUACAGAAUUAUCUUUAAAAUACAGUGUCCUGAAAAAGGGAUAUUUCUUUUUUUGCUGAGUUUAAAUGUACAUAUAGACACAUAACAGCUACGUUAGUAAUUAUAUUGGUUAGUUAGCGUAGUGGCGCUAAAAGCACACUUACUACAAGCAAUCAAGAAGCUCACUGGGACAUAACAAGGAUUAUAAGCCUUGGAAAUCUCAAACUUUAUGACCUUUUGAAUUAUCAAACUGUAGAAAUAUCUGCUCUCAGUAGUAGAACAGACUUGUUAAAAUGUUUAUUUACUUGUCAUUUUUCUGUAAUUUUAUACAACAGAAGACAAAACUCCACUGAAGUCCCCAUGCAUUAAGGUCAUUCCUGUCAUAUAGGUCAGUAUUUAAAAUGACAUACAGUAAUGACAGCGUUGCACAGAUAAAGCAGGUAUGAUUGGUCACCAAGAAUGAGCCAACCUGCUAAAAGUUGGUCUGGACUAAGCUUCAGCUCAUAGCUAGAAAUUCAGUCCUACUUUGAUAUAUGAAUGAAAAAUGCUUUGUGAAUAUAGGCCCCGUAACAGUAGUUUACCUUUUCAGUAUAUGUGAAAAAACUAUUUGUAUAAACAAUUAUGGCUUUAAAUUAGAUUGAUGCGGGGCAUGGUGUCUCAUAGGGUAAAUCUUGUGUACAGAGAGAGUUUCACCUACACAGCUCUAAAAGCAAAAUAUAUUAGGUUUUUCCUGUUUUGUAUUGGAGUGAUCAGCAUGUUCUUUGCAGACUUUUGAUGGACUAGUUUACACAUUAAUGUAACUUAGAUUGGACUAAUAUAUGUAAUCCUGUGUCUCAGAGGAAGGUCUAUAAGACAUUCUCACUAAGAAAAUAUUGUAAAAAUGAUUUAACCCCCAAACUGACUGUGCUGAUUCUGGGGCUGGUUUCCUAGAAAAAUAUUGAAUCUUGAGAUUUUUCCUUCUCUCUCUUGACAACCUCAGUUUCUUUUUAAUGUCUGUGAGUGUUUUUGCGAAGAAUCUUGGACUUAAUUUAGCACCAAAACCAGCCCCUAAUCAUAUUGCAUCGUGUAUUUAGAUAUUUCAAAAUGUUGCACCCAUUUUUGUAAAGACAAAUUGUCUAAUGUUUGAGGCUAACUAUAAAUUGGGAUUAUUUUAUUUUAUGUUUAUUCAACGGAAAGUGUAAGGUUUCCUAAAUAUACCAUUGGUGUGUCAGGGCAGCGGGCAUAUUUUCUCAAUAUUAGCAGAAUAUUUCCAUAUAUUCCGGGUAGCUGUUUAAAAAUAACUGGCACGUUGUGACAAGAGGAUUUUGCAAUGAUGUCUGGAUUUUCUGGAAUUUGGAUUUUACUUGUAUAUGUGCCAUUCUGUACAGUGUAUUACACUCCUAUUACACACUUGUAAGAUCACUCUCCUUUUCCUUUUGUACUACACAACAAACUAAUAAUAUUGUGUUUGUUUAUUAGGGCUGGGUGGUGUUCUUCUAACAAAACAGGGUCAUGGCUGAGAGUGUAAAUAGAAACCUUGAUCACAGACCUUCAUGAAACUUAAGAAAUAAUGUACAUACUGUAGGUAGAAUAUUAUGAAAUGAAAUGCCAUCAUUAUAAUAUAAUUUAUGAAUAAGCCUUAAUUGAUGUUUUAGUAAAUUCAAAUUUUUUGUUAUUUACAGAGGCUCCAUUACAAAUCUAAAUUCUUUUCCACUGUGGAUUUUCCAUUAUUAAGUUUGUGUGCCAUUUUCAGAAAGUUGCAGGAAGCAGGUGAUGUUGAACUGCACGCUUAUGACAUGUAAUAUAUUUGUUGCUUAAAAUCCUGAAUGUAAUGGAAAGUUGCUUUAAUGACAGUAAUACAUCUAAGUUGAACAACAGAAGUGAUUUGUAAUAAUAAAGUAUAAAAUCAAUUUUCCAUAUAAGUGGAAAAACUCAAUAAGUCACUUCAAAUAAAGAAACCCUUGAACCUUGUCA